Messenger RNA from Scleropages formosus (Asian bonytongue), 3341 nucleotides. It is a transcript of the gene pik3ap1, whose product is annotated as phosphoinositide-3-kinase adaptor protein 1. Bases 142 to 2778 code for a protein of 878 amino acids. The transcript is spliced from 17 exons. Gene Ontology annotation, molecular function: phosphatidylinositol 3-kinase regulatory subunit binding; signaling receptor binding. NCBI's taxonomy places the organism in Eukaryota, Metazoa, Chordata, Actinopteri, Osteoglossiformes, Osteoglossidae. The record is from RefSeq and is a predicted model, not a curated record. Gene Ontology annotation, cellular component: cytosol.
UCACACUAUUAAUACUUUGCAGAGGGUGUGAAGUAGGGUACAGCCUACAGGUCUGUCGCUUGCUGAAAAACGACACAGACGGCGUACGUGCACUUAGCGGACACAUCACAGCACAAAGGAGAGUUUCUUUAGAAAACAUGCAUGUCGCACCACUUGCAUUUCCCUGAUUUGGACUCUUCAUUGUGGACAUACCGGAGUUUCAGCACCUUGCCAUUAUGUCAAAAUCAUGUGAGUAAGUCUCCAUUUUCCUCUGCAACUCCUUCCACAUCUGAAGUAUUGAUAGUUCACACAAGUGAAGCUGAGGAAUGGGCCAAAUAUCUUCAGCAUGUCUUAAGAUCAUCUCAAAUGAUCCCAAAGAACUUGAUUCACCUGUACCCAGUUUAUGAUACAGCCUCCUUGCAGGAGGAUGACUAUGACGUUUUUAACUGUAGCAGAUGCAUUGUGCUUUUGCUAUCCAUGGCUUUCUUGGACAUGCAGAACAACCCAGAGGUGCUCGAAGUUUUAAAGAGACUUUUUUAUCCUCCAAACAAAAUGGUUCUGUUCUUCUGUGGGGUCUCAGAGAGUGAGAUGCUGAGUAAUUACUUUGAAGACUGGAAGAAAUGGAGGAAACUCUACCCAGAUGAUGACCCAGCAAUAUACAUUUCCACCAUCCUUGAGUCCCUUUCUGAUGGUGAAGAUUAUGGGACUGACAGUAAGACGGAGAGACAAGAAGACUUUGACACACUAAAGGACUUGAGAGAAGAUGCCCCACGCUCGGCACCAACAGAGGAUCCCCCUCAAGCACUGGCGUUGCCUGAAGAAAGCUGUGGAUCUUCCACUGAGUUGCAGAUACCAGCAAUGGGCUCUGAUACCGAUCUCUGUCUCACGGUUCAGCCAGACAGAAUACUUUGUGGGGCACAUGUGAGGAUUUACAUAAUCCUAAAAUGUAAGUUGGACACCCAAGCGGAGGCUUAUGUUGAGUUUUCGUCUGAAGAAUGUGAUGCGAAAAGGAAGCCAGGAAAGGUUGAGAACGAAUACACUGUUAGUGUGAAUUCACCUGCCAUGCCUUCAGGAACUGUUCUGAUUACUGUGUACAGCAGUCAAGUGGCUGUUUGCACAACACAUGUGACAUAUUUCACUGGGAUGGAGGAAGUCAGUAAGUACCUAGAAAAUAUUGCCAGUCCCAUGGAAUUCAUGUGUCAGGCUUUUAAUGUUGCAUCCAGCACAGAAAGUCUGGACAGUUUAUUGACAGACUUACUGAAAAGUAGAAUACCUGCAAGUGGCCUCAGUAUCUUUGGAAUAAGUCACCUUGAGCAAGAAAACAUGUCAUCUUAUCAGAGAAAUGAUGAGUUACCCACGUUGCUUCAUUUUGCUGCAAAGUACGGACUAAAGAAGCUCGUGACGGUUCUCCUGCAAUGUCCAGGUGCUCUACAAGCAUACAGUGUUAUGAACAAGUUUGGUGACUAUCCAAAUAAUAUUGCCGAGAAGCAUGGAUUUUUGGAAUUGAGGCAAUUUAUGGAUGAGUAUGUUGAGACAGCACACAUGUUGGAAUGUGAAACUGUGACACAGGCAGAAAAUGAAGAUGUAUAUGAAUGCAUGUCAAAGUGUCAAGACAUCUUGAGACACUCCCUAAAUUCUGGUUGUAAGGAUGACAUCUCUGAGACAACAAUCAAAAUGAACCUUGACUGUAUCGAAGACUUGUAUGAGGAUAUGGAAAAAGUCUGGCAAGAAUCCUCCAACACAGAAGAGGAUGCACUACGAAAAUUUUUUCAAGCUGGGGCAUCAGGCAAAUUCCUGAAUUAUACAGAAGAGGAGGAAAACACCGAAAAAGGAGAAGAUGAAGGAGAAGAAAACCCAGCAGAUGAACUGGAAGAGCCCUAUAACUUCUGUUUGUCUGACGAAAUAUACGACACUGUAGAAUUUAUAAAUGAUACACCAGAGAUCCUCAAUCGUCCACCAGCACCUAUUCCUAGGCCAUGUGCUGUGACUGAGUCAGAAGACACUAAGACCUAUAUUUCCAAAGUCUUCUCAGAAAAACAAACAAGGCCAAAGACAAAGAAUGCCAAAGACAGCCAACUUUUAACAGGAGCGCUCCAAGAUGGGCCUCAAACGACAAACUACGACCCAUAUGCUGGAAUGAAGACUCCGGGACAGAGACAACUCAUUUCACUACAAGAGAGAGUGAAAGUUGGAGCAAUAAGUGUGGAGGAAGCAGUUCAAGAAUUCAAAGAGUGGCAACGGAACCAGGAGAAGAGAUCUCAAUCGCUGCGCUUUCAGCAGGAAAACCUGAAAAGAUUAAGAGAGAGCAUCACAAGACGGCACAAAGAAAAAGUGAAAGAAGGAAAAGACAUCGAUCUGGAGAUCACCGCUCCCCUGCAGUACAGCUGCCAUCGCAGCACUCUGGUGAAGAUGGAGUGUGCCGUGUAUGAGCCGAGCCCACGUGUAAAGAGCGGUGCCACACAGCCCAUUGAGAGAGGCUCCUGGCAGAGCGGGAGCACUUCAAGUACAUCAAGUACUCGCAGCAACAGACAGAGCACACACAGCACCGUCAGCUACAGCAGUGGAGCAGAAAAUGAUUAUGAGGAAAAUUUUGAGCACCAGGCUCGUCCUCCUUGUGUGUUCCGCACUCCUGAGGUACCACCUAUGACACCCCCCCCUCCAAUUCCACGCCGGAUACCUGACAGGAUGCUGGACGGCUCUCUGCAGGACAUUUACACAUCCAGCCCUUCUCGCACUCUUCCUCAAAGGCCCCCCCUGAGGCCGAGCUCCCCCCCACCUAUUCCAAGGCGAAACUGGUGACGAAAACAUACAUAAUAAUGUGCUCUUUUUCACGCGUGCCUAUUUAAGUUCUGCCGUACACAACUGGACUGAGUUGUCUGAGCUUUACAGGUUUAUCUCACUCUUGAGGAAACUGUACGAAAGAGCAGAUGACGCGUUACAGUUGUUGGCUGUGAACUUUAUCACAUCCUGUGGAAAACACAGUGGCUGAAGAGCAUAAAUAAAUAAUCUUUAUUUAGUGUCACUUCAUUUUCCUCCAAUGUGGCUUAGUGCCAUACACAAUUAUUAUUUCAGUAACAUUCUAUUUGCAGUAUUUUCCCACAAAGAUAUAGCAGCAGAAUGGGAAAAUGCUCAAACACCAACCUGUUACACGGCUCGAGUAACAUUCGGCUCGGCAAACGGACAAUGUAUAUGUCAGCACGCAUAUUUCAUGGAGCUGUGGCAAUCUCCGUAGAAAACUGAAGGAAUAUUAAAAAAAUCAUCUAUAAUGACAGCACAAGAGCGGUGCCACCUAUUUACAAAGGUACGGGAAUAUUCUUAUUUUAAAAAAAUAUUGAAACAUACUGUACUGCAAAAUACAGUGA